AAUUGCAACUGGAUCCAUGCAUAUUAAUUAUUAAAUCGGCUUCGACUUCGAUAAAUGAAGCUCCAAACAUUUGAUUUGAUCUGUGCAUGCGCCAUUGAUUCUGAGAAAGAGAGAAACUAACAUGGCGUUGAAAGUAUAUGGUCAUCGAAUUUCUGAACCAUCUCGUGCUGUUAUCAUCUUCUGCAAGAUAAACAGGAUAGAUUUUGAGGAAAUUCAAGUAGAGGUCUUGAAAGGCCAGCAAUUCUCCAAAGAAUAUGGAGCAAUAACUCCCAUGCGCCAAAUUCCAGCAAUAGUUGAUGGACAUUUGAAGUUGAUUGAAAGUCAUGCGAUUCUUAUCCACUUAUGUUGUUCAUUUCCUGGAGUGGCUAGCCACUGGUAUCCUGGUGAUCCACAAAAAAGAGCUAAGAUCCAUUCCAUUUUAGAUUGGCAUCAUUCCCAUUUACGUCGUGGUGCAGCUGGACUUGUAUACACCACCAUCCUGGCACCUUUAAAUGAGCUCCGUUCGUUCCUUCAGAUAGUGAUUCAAGCUGAAGAGAUACUCCUGAGAUCUUUGUCUGAAUUAGAAAAUGUUUGGUUAAAAUUAGGAGAUGGAAGCUUUUUGGGUGGAAGCUCUCAACCAUCAAUUGCGGAUCUCAGUUUAUCAUGUGAAGUCAUGCAACUUGAGCUUUUGAGUGAGGAGGAUUACCAUCGUAUAUUAAGCCCUUACAAGAAAGUGAAAAAGUGGAUUGAAGACGUAAGGAAUGCGACUACACCUUAUUUUGAUGAAAUUCAUGAGUAUCUCUUUGAAUACCAAAAAAGAAUUCGAGAGCAAAUGGCAACACAAUCAGGGAAAAAUAAAGUGAGGGCCAAGAUGUGACAUCACUUAACCUUUAUUCCUUCAAUAAAAAAUUUCAAGAUUAUGUAACCAUCAUUAAAAUUUAAUUAGCUAGAUUAAUUAUUAUUAAGCGCAAACACACACAUCUUAGAUUCUUUAGCUACUUGGUAGAUAAAUGAAUGACUAAAAAAACUAUGACUAGAAAGGUUUUA
Lactuca sativa (garden lettuce) is the source of this 1026-nucleotide messenger RNA. Its product is annotated as glutathione S-transferase T1. The record is from RefSeq and is a predicted model, not a curated record. Lineage: Eukaryota; Viridiplantae; Streptophyta; Magnoliopsida; Asterales; Asteraceae.